AUGGCGCAUACGAGAUUUGUCUACUUUGACGGCUUCGGAAGAGGUGAGGUCACAAGAUUGAUCUUGAAGCACCUUGGUCAAGAAUUUGAGGAUUUUAGGCACACUUUUGAGUCUUGGGGAAAAGAAAAAGCAUCUGGAGUGGCUGAAUUCGGUCUUAUCUUAUCUUAUAAAAUUUAUAACGCUUAACGUCCACUACGGGGUAGCCAACUCCAGAGCUGCCACCAUAUUUGUACACGUGUCGGGGCUGUGGACCGCUGGAUCGAUCCCUUUCGAUCACCAAGGCACGCACAAAUAAGGCGUUCCGGCUUCGACAGCUUCGCUACUGCCACGGCUUUAUUUCGACUCAGCUCCUGCGCGUGUUCCGCCUGAGGGUCCAUCUCCCUUGGGAUGUCCUGAGGGGUAAAGAUCUGAGAGUCUUGAUCGCACUGAGGAGCAGUUCCUCUGGUUAUCUCCAAAGUUAAACCGUGUUGCUGUGCAGAAGUUCUUGAGGUAAAAAACCCAACCCCGUUAAUAAAAUUGCUUGAGUGAGAGAAAGUUAGCAGAGCUAACUUCGCUUGAGCGAAAGCCAUUUUAUUAAUGGCUGAAUUCGGUCAACUUCCAAUGCUUCAAAUUGACGGUCAUAACCUUGUGCAGUCAAGAGCCAUCGAAAAGUAUACCAUUUUACAUAAGACUUUUUUUAAUAAAUAUAAAAAUACUCAGCCAGCUAUAGCAUCCUAGUCUCUUUAUUUAGAGAUACUUACUUAGGAGGGCUGGACUGCUGUCACAUGACCUAUUUGAACUUUACCAGGACGAGUCACUUGUCGGAUAUUUGGACGAUAUUGGGAACAUUAUCGCUAAAUUUGUUUUUGUUGACAAGGAUUUUGAAGGGCUUGCCAAAUUCAAUCAAGAACAGCUGCCUGAAAAGCUUAGAAUCCUUGAAAGAAGGCUUAAUCCAAGCAAUAAUCAUAGUGUUGGGAACUCAAUUAGCCAUGCUGAUUUUGUUCUCUUCCAAUUUGUUCAUGAUUAUUUCUUAAGACCUCAAAAAGCUGCAACAAUGCGGCCACUUCUCGAAGCCAGUGCUCCAAGGCUUAUUCAGUUUGCAGAGAAUUUCAAGAAUGCAAGUCACAACUUGUCUGCUUACCUUGCAACAAGAGUGGAGACGCAGUUUUAA
Molecule: messenger RNA, 1150 nt
Organism: Blepharisma stoltei
Lineage: Eukaryota; Ciliophora; Heterotrichea; Heterotrichida; Blepharismidae
Source: the annotation of a GenBank genome assembly